UGAAAUUAACCUAAAACAAAAAACACAGGUGUCAGGCAAACCUUGGUAUUAAUGACUUGGGGGGUUGGGAGCAUAUAAAUGGUCCCUUCCCUAUUGUCUGAAUCUGAUUAUGUGGACGGACUUCAACAACUUCUCAAUAACAGCAGUGGUUGGCAUCUUCGCGGGACAAGCAUGGAGUGGCAUCCCCUGGUUCGAGGCCGGGGCUGACCCCGGUGCUAUAGCCCCAUUCUCCUUCGGUUCGCUCCUUGGGAUCCAGCUCCUCCUGAUGGGUUGGGUAGAGAGCAAGAAGUGGGUUGACUUCUUCAACCCAGAAUCUCAGGCAGUAGAAUGGGCGACGCCAUGGUCGAGAACGGCUGAGAACUUUGCGAAUGCGACGGGCGAACAAGGGUACCCUGGUGGAAGAUUCUUCGAUCCUUUAGGUUUUGCGGGGACGAUUAAGGAUGGAGUGUACAUUCCUGACACUGAGAAGCUGGACAGACUCAAGGUGGCUGAGAUUAAGCAUGCUAGAAUUGCUAUGUUGGCCAUGUUGAUUUUCUACUUCGAAGCUGGUCAGGGAAAGACACCACUUGGUGCCCUUGGUUUGUAAAACCAUUACUUUAUUUUGUGUAGGUAACCGGGUUUUGUUUUUGGACGAUCCUCCAAUUUUAAAUCGAAUGUAAUCAAUCCAUCUUUUAUGGAACAUAUUAUCAAGGAGGCUUGAUUCGA
Molecule: messenger RNA, 705 nt
Organism: Mangifera indica (mango)
Lineage: Eukaryota; Viridiplantae; Streptophyta; Magnoliopsida; Sapindales; Anacardiaceae
Product: chlorophyll a-b binding protein CP24 10A, chloroplastic-like
Exons: 1
Coding region: 110-586 (158 amino acids)
Biological process (GO): response to light stimulus; photosynthesis, light harvesting in photosystem I
Cellular component (GO): membrane
Source: RefSeq, a predicted model, not a curated record